GUUCAUUUAAUACUUGACGACCGUUAGGACUUGUCGUCAGUAUCAACUAAACAUCCACCAGAGAAGGAUCUGUGAAAUUUCUAUAUUACAUUACAUUCCAUAAAUUAACAAAAUGCGUGAAAUCGUGCAUCUGCAAGCCGGCCAGUGUGGUAACCAGAUCGGUGCUAAGUUUUGGGAGGUGAUCUCUGACGAGCAUGGCGUCGACCCAACCGGCACAUACCACGGCGACUCCGACUUGCAGUUGGAGAGAAUCAACGUUUACUACAAUGAAGCUACCGGAGGCAAAUAUGUACCCCGAGCUGUACUGGUCGACUUGGAGCCAGGCACCAUGGACUCUGUCCGCUCUGGUCCAUUUGGACAGAUCUUCAGACCAGACAACUUUGUCUUCGGACAGAGUGGAGCUGGAAACAACUGGGCCAAGGGUCACUACACCGAGGGGGCUGAGCUGGUAGACUCAGUUUUGGACGUUGUACGCAAGGAGGCUGAGGGCUGUGACUGUUUACAGGGUUUUCAACUCACACAUUCCCUCGGUGGAGGCACUGGCUCAGGCAUGGGAACACUUCUCAUCAGCAAGAUCCGUGAGGAGUACCCAGACCGCAUGAUGUGCACCUUCAGUGUAGUGCCUUCUCCCAAAGUAUCUGACACUGUUGUUGAGCCAUACAACGCUACCCUCUCUGUCCAUCAGCUCGUAGAAAACACUGAUGAGUCCUACUGCAUCGACAACGAAGCUCUGUAUGACAUCUGUUUCCGUACCCUGAAGUUGACCACCCCAACAUAUGGUGAUCUCAACCAUCUUGUGUCCGCUACCAUGAGUGGUGUUACCACUUGCCUGAGGUUCCCUGGUCAACUCAAUGCUGAUCUUCGCAAGCUGGCAGUCAACAUGGUGCCUUUCCCACGUCUCCACUUCUUCAUGCCUGGCUUUGCUCCCCUGACCAGCAGAGGCAGCCAGCAGUACCGUGCCCUAACCGUUCCCGAGCUGACCCAGCAGAUGUUCGAUGCCAAGAACAUGAUGGCUGCUUGCGACCCUCGUCAUGGCCGCUACCUGACUGUUGCUACCCUCUUCCGUGGACGUAUGUCCAUGAAGGAAGUUGAUGAGCAGAUGCUGAACGUGCAGAACAAGAACAGCAGCUACUUCGUGGAAUGGAUCCCUAACAACGUCAAGAUCGCUGUCUGCGACAUCCCACCACGAGGCCUCAAGAUGUCUGCCACCUUCGUCGGCAACAGCACCGCCAUCCAGGAGCUGUUCAAGCGCAUCUCUGAGCAGUUCACUGCUAUGUUCAGGCGCAAGGCUUUCUUGCAUUGGUACACCGGUGAGGGUAUGGAUGAGAUGGAGUUCACUGAGGCCGAGAGCAACAUGAAUGACUUGGUGUCUGAGUACCAGCAGUACCAGGAUGCGACAGCCGAGGAGGAGGGCGAGUUUGAUGAGGAGGAAGAAGGGGAGGAAGAGAACUAAACUUCAACCAAAGACACUCUAAAUUAAUAAACAAAAUUCACUGGACUGAUAACUGCAUUUUUACUUUGUACAUGCUUUCAUCACCCAUACUUCAGAUCUCUAUAAAUAUUUAAGAGGAUGAAGAAAAUUAAUUUUGCGCCCACAUGCUUCGGCGUUGGAUACGCAACCAAGAAACUCAAUCAAACAAACUGGCUCGUUGGACUUAUAUCAUGAGUGAUUUUAUAGCUCCAAUCUAUAUAUUUCAGAUAACGUAUAUACAUGUAUUUCAGAUAACGUACAUAUUUAUAUACGUUAUUUCAGAUAACGUAUAUAAAUAAAGACAUUAACGUUGAUCGUUUUUAUUGCAACAUAUUGAAAUCUACCGCAACUUAUAACUUCAGGUUUUUAACCAAAUAAAAGCAAAUUAAACUAUACAUGUAGUGUGCUGUAACUUUAAAUUAAAGUCAGUACUGCCUCUUUGCCAAAGAGUAUGCUUGAUUCCCCAAUUUUUGCAAACUUUUUUAAAAUGUAUUUACACCCUGGAACAAAUAAGUACAGAAACCAUUAUGUUGUUGACGGCAAUGCAUAUGCGAUAUGCAUCGCGAUUGUUUUAUUUGGAAAAAAUACGGGUGAUAAUGACGGCCAUUGCCUUCUAAUUA
Messenger RNA from Patiria miniata (bat star), 2091 nucleotides. Its product is annotated as tubulin beta chain-like. Gene Ontology annotation, molecular function: structural constituent of cytoskeleton; GTP binding; GTPase activity. Gene Ontology annotation, cellular component: microtubule; cytoplasm. The transcript has 3 exons. The coding region runs from base 113 to 1453 and encodes 446 amino acids. Gene Ontology annotation, biological process: mitotic cell cycle; microtubule cytoskeleton organization. NCBI's taxonomy places the organism in Eukaryota, Metazoa, Echinodermata, Asteroidea, Valvatida, Asterinidae. The record is from RefSeq and is a predicted model, not a curated record.